UCUUGUAAGUUUUAGCCAGUUAUCUUCGCGUUACUCGGGUUUAUUUAGACAGAGGAAGCAAAGCAACGUUAAAAACAAGGAUGUGAAGGGAAAAGAAAGUGCGGCUGUGUUAUGUGAUGCAACAGUUUGUUCGGAUAGUUUCGAAGAAGCCGUACGUCAUUUUGAUAAGAAUGUCUUAGCUGAGAUGUGUAAAAUAGACGUACGGUCUGCAGUAUCUAUCGCCGGAGCCUAUAAGGCUGCCGUGAGAGAUGUCCCGAACUUAAAAUCAGCUCGGAAGAUAUCGCAUAUAUCCGAAACUUCAUUCGAAAAAAAUAAAAAUGGAUGGUUACCAACACCGACGGUCACAGUCGAUCUACGCGGCAAAAAAACUAAAUUUAGUUUCACUGAUAAUUUUGUGGGUACACUGUUUAGAGAUUUACAUAAUGAUUCAUUUAAAUAUAAUAUACAAGUGCGUGGGUUCAAGACAGAGAGGGGAAUUCAUGCAGACCUUAAGAGGAACCCUAAUUUAAUAAAUAGACUACGUAAGUUUUUCGGUCUUAACGUCACAGACAGCUCAGAUAAACAAUCCAAUCUCGGUCCAGAUGUUGCACCGAGAUUGGAGAAGCUCCUCAGCGAGGAUACAGUGCUCACGCACCAGCAGAAAGAUAAAAUUAAGAUAGCUUUUGCUGAGGGGUAUUUGGCAGGGUCACAUCCGGACAAUGUUCGUGGUACCAAAGCCUCCAAAUACCUAAAGCUGGUGCAGCAACUACUCACCAUAGUACUAUUCCUGGCUAUAUUUGUCAGUCUCAUGGCGUCUGUUAGUGGAACUGUCUUCCGGAUUCAGCUGGGCAACCAGGUGGAGGUGGAUCCUGAAGACAUCUCCGUCACCUUUGAUGAUGUCAAGGGAGCUGAUGAAGCUAAGCAAGAACUUAAGGAUGUGGUGGAGUUCCUAAAGUCACCGGAGAAGUUCUCAUCUCUGGGUGGCAAGCUGCCGAAGGGUGUGUUGCUGGUGGGUCCACCGGGCACCGGCAAGACGCUGCUAGCACGAGCUGUGGCGGGGGAGGCUAGGGUGCCCUUCUUCCAUGCAGCAGGACCUGAGUUCGACGAGAUACUGGUGGGGCAGGGCGCUAGAAGAGUACGAGACCUCUUCAAGGCAGCUAAAGAGCGAGCGCCGUGCGUUAUAUUCAUAGAUGAGAUAGAUUCAGUCGGUGCCAAAAGAACCAAUAGUGUCUUACAUCCAUAUGCUAAUCAGACAAUUAAUCAACUCCUAUCAGAGAUGGAUGGUUUCCACCAGAACGAGGGUGUGAUCGUUCUGGGAGCAACUAACCGGAGAGAUGAUUUGGACCCAGCUUUGCUGAGGCCGGGCAGAUUCGACGUAGAGGUAUCGGUACCCACACCGGACUACGGCGGUCGGCUGGAGAUCUUGCGUCUGUACGUGGCGCGUGUGGCCGCACAUCCAGACUUGGACGUGGAGGCGCUGGCCAGAGGUACCACUGGCUUCACCGGAGCGGAUCUUGAGAGCAUGGUCAACCAGGCUGCGCUAAAAGCCGCCAUCGAGGGUGCGAAGACGGUGUCGAUGUCGCACCUGGAGGAGGCGCGCGACAAGGUGCUGAUGGGGCCCGCGAGGCGAGCGCGCCUGCCGGACGACGAGGCCAACAACAUCACCGCCGUACACGAGGGCGGACACGCCGUCGUCGCCUACUACACCAAGGACUCGCACCCGCUGCACAAGGUGACCAUCAUCCCGCGCGGGCCGUCACUCGGUCACACCGCCUACAUUCCCGCCAAGGAGAGAUACCACGUGACAAAGCAACAGCUGCUGGCUAUGAUGGACACCAUGAUGGGAGGACGAGCGGCUGAGGAGCUUGUCUUCGGACCUGACAAGAUUACGUCAGGUGCAUCUUCGGACCUGAAGCAGGCGACAUCCAUCGCGUGUCACAUGGUGCGGGAGUGGGGUAUGAGCGAACGGGUCGGGCUCCGGGCGCUGGAGCCCGCCAGGACACAGGACACCCUCGGACCUUGCACCAAUGAGCUUGUUGAUGCGGAAAUAAAGAAGAUACUAUCAGAGAGCUACGAACGCGCCAAGGCCAUUUUACGUGCUCACGCCAAAGAGCACAAAGCUCUGGCCGAUGCCUUACUCAAAUAUGAAACACUCGACGCUGAUGACAUCAAGGCGAUAAUGAACGGAGACAAGAUUAAGUUAGAUAAACAGAGAGCCGGCAAGGAGUCCGCCGGUAGUCCCGGGGCUCCCGUGCCGCCCGCGCUGCUGCCGCAAGCAGUGCCCGCAUAGAAACAGAUAUAUCCUGGACUUCAUUAGACGCUAGUGAGAACGUAGAAGACGGACAGAUGUCUCAAUAUGUACAAAAUAGUGAAAAGUGACUUUGAAAAUUUUGCAGGUUGCGCUGUUGUUGUUAACCGAUGUUAAAUUCAAUAAAAAUAAGUAUAACAUGUUUAUGAGGAGUUUCUUUUGUAGAUUUGGUUAUUAUGAUUUUAUUUGGAUAAUAUUACAAUAACAAUAUUGAA
Molecule: messenger RNA, 2502 nt
Organism: Vanessa tameamea
Lineage: Eukaryota; Metazoa; Arthropoda; Insecta; Lepidoptera; Nymphalidae
Gene: YME1L
Product: ATP-dependent zinc metalloprotease YME1L
Exons: 15
Coding region: 185-2269 (694 amino acids)
Biological process (GO): mitochondrion organization; protein quality control for misfolded or incompletely synthesized proteins
Cellular component (GO): mitochondrial inner membrane
Molecular function (GO): ATP-dependent peptidase activity; metalloendopeptidase activity; ATP binding
Source: RefSeq, a predicted model, not a curated record